This is a messenger RNA of Trichosurus vulpecula (common brushtail), 5730 nucleotides long. It is a transcript of the gene AATF, whose product is annotated as apoptosis antagonizing transcription factor. Bases 139 to 1788 code for a protein of 549 amino acids. Gene Ontology annotation, cellular component: nucleus; nucleolus. The record is from RefSeq and is a predicted model, not a curated record. The transcript has 12 exons. NCBI's taxonomy places the organism in Eukaryota, Metazoa, Chordata, Mammalia, Diprotodontia, Phalangeridae. Gene Ontology annotation, biological process: regulation of transcription by RNA polymerase II.
CCCCCCAGUCCCUCAAGCUUCCCGGAAGUUGCCGGCGUUGGAUCCACGGUCCGCGAGCGUGAGUCGGAGUGGCGGAGCAGCUGCUGGGGAGGCGGCGGCACCACGCGCGAGGACCCGGCAGGCUGGGGGACCGAGGUCAUGGCAGCCCCGCAGUCCCUGUCGCGGCAGCUGGAGCAGCUGUUGGACCCGCGGCCGAGCGAGGCAGACCCCGAGGCGGAUCCCGAGGAGGCCACCGCUGCACGAGUUAUUGACAGAUUUGACGAGGGUGAAGAUGAAGACAGUGACCUCCCUCGUGUGGGAAGCAUUAGGAAAAAAGCCUUUGCCUCCCUCUUAGAUACGGACAAACGCUAUUCAGGCAAGACUACUUCUCGGAAGGCUUUGAAAGAAGACUUGUGGGAGCAACCUCUAUCAGAAGUGUCUGACAAAGAAGCAUCUGAUGAAGAGUCAGAGAGCACAGGGCUAGUGGAGUCUGAUGAGGAGCUGGAAUCCAGUGAUGAUGGGGGGAGCAGUUUGGAAGACAAAGGCCAGAGAGAGAAGAGAGAUACUCAUUCUUCAGGCUUUAGUUUCCAGAGCAUCAAUGACUUUGAAAAAUUUGCUGAGGGAAUGGAUGAUGUUGGCAGCGGUGAGGAGGAGGAAGAAGGAGAAAACAGCAUGGAAGAGGAAGCUGAUGAGGAAGAAGAUGGAGAGGAAAUUGAGGAGGCUGUGCCUGAAGACAAAGAUGAUGAGACAGUGAGGACCUUCUCAGGAGGCAAAGUGUCAGAGGAAGUAGAGAAAGGGAGAGCUGUGAAGAACCAAAUAGCUCUGUGGGAUCAACUCUUGGAAGGGAGGAUCAAGCUGCAGAAAGCUCUGCUGACAACCAACCAGCUUCCCCAACCUGAUGUUUUUCCUAUUUUCAAGGACAACGGCGGGUCAGAGUUUGCCAGUGCCCUGAAAAACAGCCACAAGGCACUUAAAGCAUUGCUUAGGUCUUUGGUGGAUCUUCAGGAGGAACUGCUUUACCAGUAUCCAGACACAAGAUACCUCGUAGAUGGAACAAAACCUAAAGAAGAAAGUGAGGAAGAGAUCCCUAGUGAGGAAGAAGAGGCCAUGGUGGGGGAGUACCAGCAAAGGAGAGGCCCUCCCAAGAGGAAGCUGGAGAUGGAUGACUAUCCAGGCUUCAUGGCAAAGCGCUUUGCCGAUUUCACAGCCUAUAGGAACCGUACACUUCAGAAAUGGCAUGACAAAACCAGAUUGGCUUCUGGCAAGCUGGGGAAGGGUUUUGGUGCCUUUGAGCGCUCAGUCUUGACUCAGAUUGACCAUAUUCUGAUGGACAGAGAGAGAUUACUCCGUAGGACACAAACCAAGCGCUCUGUGUACCGUGUACUUGGCAGAGCUGAGCCAGUAGCUGAGCCCGUUCCCGAGAGUUUGCCAGGGCAGCCGGAAAUAUUGCCUGAAGUCCCUGUCAAUGCUCACCUGAAGGACUUGGAUGAAGAGAUCUUUGAUGAUGAUGAUUUUUAUCACCAGCUCCUCCGAGAACUCAUAGAACGGAAGACCAGUUCCUUGGAUCCUAAUGAUCAGGUGGCUUUGGGCAGGCAGUGGUUGGCCAUCCAGAAGUUACGAAGCAAAAUUCACAAGAAAGUUGAUAGAAAAGCCAGCAAAGGAAGGAAACUCCGGUAUCAUGUCCUUAGCAAGCUGCUGAGCUUCAUGGCACCUAUUGACCACACUACGAUGAAUGAUGAUGCCAGGACAGAGCUUUAUCGAUCACUCUUUGGAAAAGUCAGCAGGCCUGCAGAAGGUCCUCGGAAUUAAGGUUACCCACCCCACCCAAGUUGGGUGUGUCUUUUCUACCGGAAUUGUAGAGACAGCCCUAGAAGGAGAAGCUGUCUCCAUAUCCCAAGGAACGGUUGACACCUCCUCGACACCUAAGGCUGAAUUUAGUGGGGGAGCUAGAGCAUUCCCUCAGGAAGAAGUAUCUAAUGUAUACCCACUCAUAAUAACUCUUUGAUACCUCCAAGACAUUAAGGAUCCUCUCCCUUUUUAAAAGUUUCUUCAAGGCUUUGUGUGGCCAAGAGAGCUAUCCUUCAUGUCUUUGAUGAUCGCAGAGAAGUGCUAUUGGUUUUGCUACUUUUAAACAUUUUGAAAGCAUGGGCAGUUAGAGGACCCUGUAUCCUACUGGAAUGUUCAGUAAUUGGUUGGGAAUUAUUCUUUCAAGCAAGAGGCUAUUAGAAUAGACUUCGUGCCAUGAGACUGCACCGAAAGAAGAAAGCCUGAGCAAAACGCUACUUGUCCUGAUCAGAAGUUUCUCAUGGCUCUGAGCCACAAGGAGCUCUAGGAAAUCCUGGUGGUCGUGCCCAUCCUUUUUUUGCAGCUCAGAAAUAUUGGUGGAUUUUCAGCUAAAUAUUGAUCUCUUGACUCUCCUUUCUUUGUUUUCCCCCUCUAGCUGAUAAGGAUUCUUUCCGAAUCCUGUUCCUUUCUCACCACUCAUGACACACUUUAUUGAGGUUAACUCCGGUGUAAAUCUAGCAGGAGCAGAUGAUUCACUUGUUUUUCAUCCAAAGGUCAAAAGCUGGAAAUUAAAUCCCCAUAAGGGGGAUUUAUUGGCCUGCUGUGGUCAAUCUACAAUGAAGAUGAUUGUGCAUAAGUAAUGUAUGCAUAUGGAUGGAGCUGCACGUGGAGCCAAGUGCUCAGCUGCAUCCUGUGCUCUGCCUUAGAGUCUAAGAAGAGAUCCUUGGACUAGCUCACAAAGUGUAAUUGUCAUAAAUACAGAGUUGUGGUUUGGGAAAUAAUAUUCUGGUGAUGAAAAUGUCAAAACAGAAUUACAGAUUCUUGUUUUCCUAGAAUUCCUAUGUUCCAUUGGCUUUGGUGUCCAGUGACUCUUGAUCCAACAGUGCCCUGAGGCUGGGAUCCAAAUGCAUUCAGACUUCAGUGUAACAUGGAUCCUAGUUUAUUUUUUAAUAUACAUAUGUCUGCCGAGCACAGGAUGGGGGCAAAUAGAAGAGAAGAAGAUUUUCCCACCUCUAAUUAAUUGGUCCUUUUUUCAUGGUGACUUGUUUUUCCUGCCUUGAUAUUCACCUCUUGGGUUUGACUGUCAAGGAAACAUAAAAUAUCAAUCACCAGAAAUAGAAGGCAUCACUCAAAAAGGAUCUCUUUUUUGAAUAUAAUGUAUGAUUCUUUCCAUCUGGCCUGAGGACUUCCAGAUAAUGCAUAUUAUAACAGCAAGUAAAUAACUCUUAAAAUAGUUCUGUGAACGUGACACCGGGCUUGCUUUCUUAAAGGGAUCAGGCCUUUGUCACUGUCGAGUUUUAUCAGGUGAGGAAUGAGAUCUAAAUAGGUGUUCCAGAAUCUUUGGAGCAAAUAUGCUUAAUUAAAGUGAAUGAAAAGUCGGGAGCGAUGUGAAAUACCGAACAGGCAAGGGGUUUGCAGCAAAGGGAGGCCCACGUUUUAAAAUUCAGAAUACCACCCUCCUUCCAGCCAAGAAUAAAUUGGAAACUAUUUUAAUUGACACGGAUACUGCAAUUCAACUGUUACCAGAAAGACAGAUUAGUUGAUUGAUUUGCAUUUUAAUAAAACUAAUACUUUACAUUUUGGUGGCUAAUGCUGAUUUUUAAAUGAGUUCAGAGCUGUUAUCUAGAGUUCAAUCCAGAGACCUUUUUCAGUGUUGACUGAAGCAUUCUCUCCUUUGUAUGGAGUUUUGCUUAUUUUAUUCUUGACCAGCUGACUACUUAGGGCAGCUACAAACCAGGGACCAUGAAGAGCCCAGAAGUACACUGUCAUAAGCAGAAGGAAGGGAGAUUUUGAGGAAUCGGGUAAUGUCCACAAUGUGCUGUCAUCCUUUCCUAUCCUCCUCCUGGGCCACACAGAUGUAAGUAGCCAGGAAAGGCUCACUGAGCCCUCCUUCCCAUCACUAUACAUGGGAGCUUUAUCAAGGCUGGCUUUAAUGUUGCCUUGGCCCUCAACCACCAUUCUCUGUCACACACAGCAUGAAGAAAGAGGUGGCAUGCUGGGCCAAGGACUGGUCCUGAAGUUCACUCCUUGCUCCCUUGGGGAUGCUUCAGCUCAGUGUCCUCCUCUGGAAGGAUUAAGGAGUUGUGGCCCUUAGAGUGCUUUAUUGUCAUUACCACAGUCGGCCUUCCCUCCCCUCUGCUCUCCUUGGGAUCACAUCACCACCUCCCAUCUUGUUUGCUCUCUACUCUCAUCUCCAGUUCUCUGCUUGAAACACUUUUGUCCCAAUGUCCUCCUAGAUUUUUGGGGUGGCGGGGGAGGCAAUGGUUGUGUUGGCUUAAGUUUAUGAAGCUUGAACUGAUCCUUUCCUAUUGUUUUUGUUUACUUUGUAAAACCCCUUGGUGAGUAUUCUUCACAGGUUUGUUCUGGCCUCAUUUAGCUUUUGGACUGAGAUAGCAAAUAAAGGAUUCUAUUCGUCCUGACCCCUGUCCUCCCUUUCUCCCUGUAAGAAAUGGGAGAAGGAGUCUUGUUUCCACAGAACUAAAGGUGUGCUUCCCCGCCCUCCCCCACCCCAGCUUUAGCAGAGACCAGGCCUCAAGGUCGGUCAGGUGAGAGGUCAGAGGCUUGUACACAUGUGCAUACUUUUUGAGAAGGAAGUCUAGAGAAUUAGAGAGGCCAAACCCACUUGAACCAGUUCAAGCUUAUCUAGGGUCUGGUCUUGGUCAAGAAUCCAGGCCUACUGAUUUGCAUAAUUUGCAUAUGUUAAAGAGGGAAAGUAGGGGAAGUAAAAGAAUAUAGUUUAAUCCUAAACUAAGACAAGGAAAAUCUAAUUAACUUCACUUUUGCUUCUGUAUCCUUAUUAUCCUAUUUAUAUAAACUGUAUAACCUAGGAAAACUAUGUAAAAAACAAAGAUUGUAAACUAACCAUGACUCUAGCAGGAGUGGAGGGAAUGGUUAACCCCUGCUCCUGCAGCUGUAUCAGUGUGAGUGUUCCCGUGAGCACUGAGCACUACACCUGCUCUCUCAAGGAGCGUAAUAAAAUGCCUUCUCUGCGCACUCUGGCCUUGAGUUCUUUGGGUGAGAAUGGGCAAAUCACUUUGAUUUUCCUAAGGUCAAGUGAAGGGAAGCAACAGGCAGCAGAAGCUCACCGGGCUUACCCCUGGAUCUUGUCUUGGGGUGUCCUGUGAUCCCCACAGAUUAAGGGAUGGCUACCACUUGGUCUUCCUCUGGGAGUCCUGUAGUCUGUACAGCCUUCCCUAAGGAUUAUCAUAGGGUUCUUCCUCAGGACUUUGGCCCUGCCUAGGAAGUCCAGUGAUCCCCAAAACCACGUUUCUCACACCCCUAUCCCUAGCUUGCCCUGAAUUUUGUAAGGACUGCUAAAUAUUCCCUAGGAUUCUUUCUUCUCUCUGGCCACUUCAUACCAGUUGAUGUAAAAGGAAAAUUGAGUCUGUGCCCCUGAAUUGAUCCAGAAUGUGCCUUUUGAAGUGCAGUUGGGCCUUUAGCAUUCCCUAAGGGUUCCUUCCACAGACAUUUCAUGCAUUUAAUGCAUUAGUGCCAAUAUCCUUUUCUCCUGUGGGCCAGAUUCAAGAAAUGGGGAGCGUCAAACUUUCCAGAUGAGUAGGGUUGGCUGAUUUUUAUAGGGACACUCCCUGAGGCCACCAGGUACAGAAAGUCAGAAGUGUUUGGUUCCAGGUGCCAUUCCCUCUCUCUGGUUAUACUUCCUGCAUUUUUAUGUUUACAGAUGAUGAUGUGUGUAUUCAUAUGAGAUUUUUCCCAUUGUAUAUGUUUAAUAAAAACCUUCAAAUAAAA